AUGGCUACAAAACUUUUAACAUCUGAUUUGGGACUUGAAGAACAGAUGGGUGAAUUGACUAAUAUUAAAGAAAUCACCCAAAAUAAUGACAUUUUUCAUCAAUAUGACAAGUUCGAAGAAUUUGAAGUUAUUGGAAAUGGAUCGAGGGGAAUUAUUCAAAAAGCAAUGUCUAUAACUUAUCAAAAAAUUGUGGUAUUAAAAGAAAUAUCACAAUCUCAAAAAUAUUCUUUCAAAGAACUUAUUAAUGAUGUUCAAAAAUAUCAUAAAAUAGAUAAUCAUGAUAAUAUUUUAAAAUUAUUUGGUCUAACACUACGAGCUUCAGACAAGUACAUUUUGGUCAUCGAGUAUGCGGAUAACGGUACUCUCAGAAACUAUUUAAAAAAUAAUUUUGAUACAUUGAAUUGGAAUGAUAAGCUCCGUUUGGCAAAGCAACUGACAAGUGCUGUGAUGCAUUUGCAUUCAAAUAACAUAAUUCAUGGAAACAUGCAUUCUGAAAAUAUUUUAAUUUGCCGCGGUGAUAUUAAAUUAAAUGCGUUUAGAAUCUCUGAACAUGCAACAAAAUCCAAUUCGCUUGCAUCUUUACUUACCUCAAUUCAAUAUUCAGAUCUUGAGUACUCGCAACCUAUUCAAACUCAUAAACUUACAAAACGUUCAGACAUCUAUACUCUCGGA
Dentiscutata heterogama is the source of this 672-nucleotide messenger RNA. NCBI's taxonomy places the organism in Eukaryota, Fungi, Glomeromycota, Glomeromycetes, Diversisporales, Gigasporaceae. The record is from the annotation of a GenBank genome assembly.